This is a messenger RNA of Rattus norvegicus (Norway rat), 1577 nucleotides long. RefSeq names its product adaptor related protein complex 5 subunit sigma 1 (gene Ap5s1). The record is from RefSeq and is marked validated. The transcript is spliced from 3 exons. The coding region runs from base 343 to 945 and encodes 200 amino acids. Lineage: Eukaryota; Metazoa; Chordata; Mammalia; Rodentia; Muridae. Gene Ontology annotation, biological process: endosomal transport; double-strand break repair via homologous recombination. Gene Ontology annotation, cellular component: AP-type membrane coat adaptor complex.
AAUGGGACCGACAGUGGGCGGGACUCAUGGUGGCCUGGGGUAAUGACGUGUUCUGCUAGCAGAAAGGUGACCAGAGGUCAAGGUCUGCAAAUCUAGGUUCUCUUCCUGAAGCGCGUUUGCCAAAUUUCCUGUUGGGUAACUUUAAAUUCUUGGUCUUAGCCGUGUUUAAACACUGUAUCUCCUCAGCCUUGAGACCCCGGGGCCGCCACUCUCACGCUGCCCAGAGCGGCCAGGCCCUCUCUGUGUACCUGUGGCUAACUCGAAUUCCUGUGCUCUUGCCUCCGCCUCCCGAGGGUUGGGAUUUCAGGUCUCCGGCUUCUCUGGAGAACCCACCCUGGAGCUAUGGUCCACGCUUUCCUCAUCCACACGUUAAGGGCCCCGAAUUUGGAAGAUACAGGCCUUUGCCGAGUGCUCUACUCCUGUGUCUUUGGUGCUGAGAAAUCACCUGAUGAUCCCCGACCACAUGGUGCAGAAAGGGACAGGCUCUUCCGAAAGGAACAGAUUUUGGCGGUGGCCAGACAGGUGGAGUCACUGUGUAGGCUGCAGCAGCAAGCAUCUGGAUGUUCCUCCACAGACCCGCAGCCUCAGUUCUCAGCUGAGUCUGUGUCCCUGCAUGAGGCCCCUCACGGAGCCUUCCACCUGGCAGCUGGGGACCCUUUCCAGGAGCCACAGACAGUGCUAUGGCUGGGCGUGCUCUCCUUAGGUUUCACCCUGGUGUUGGAUACCCAUGAGAAUCUGCUGCUAGCUGAGCGCACACUCCGGCUCUUGGCCCGCCUCCUCCUUGACCACCUCCGGCUGCUGACACCAGGUACCAACUUCUUGUUGCGGGCUGACCGUAUUGAGGGGAUCCUCACCCGCUUCCUGCCACACGGGCAGCUGCUUUUCCUCAAUGACCAGUUCGUCCAGGAUCUGGAGAAGGAAUUCAGUGCUGCUUGGCCCCGCUGACCCCUCACCAGAAUGAGGCUUCUGGAAAGGACAAAGAGGCAGGGUAAGAUUGCAUACUGCUAAGGGAAGCUUGGCGUCUGCCUCUUGCCCAGUCUGCUCCCUACUCUGACAUGUGGCCACACUCAGGACAUAUGGAUUGGGCAAGCCCACAGGAAGGGACCUGGAUAGAAGGAUGUCUGUGCCUGUUCUCAGGCCACUGGAAUUGUUGAACAUCCUGAACCUGGAGCUGCCCUGUGGCCUCUUAGACUCUGCAGUGUCCACCAUGUCCUUGACUCUAGCUCCCUUCAGCCCUCCAGCUGUGAGUACUGGAGCAGUGUACUGCCUGCCAGACUCACCUUAGUCGAUAGCUACAGCACAGAAGGAGUCUCUCAGACCCUCUUCAAGGUUGGGAAGCUGCCCUGGUUCCUGCCUUUGCACAUGAGCAAGGAUUUUGUCAGCAAGGCCUGUUCUGCAUCCAUCUCCACCACAGUGUGGAGCAGGGGGAUUCUUCUUAUUCUUGUUUCUUCUGUACCAAGCCUGUGUCUGCCAGGACAGCUGAGAGCACAACAGCUUUUCUUGUCUGCUGGCCAGCAGAUGCCAGGCAUCUGGGCCAGGUGAUGUCUUAUUUUGAAGUAAAAACAAUGGCGGUCUGA